Molecule: messenger RNA, 1339 nt
Organism: Nothoprocta perdicaria
Lineage: Eukaryota; Metazoa; Chordata; Aves; Tinamiformes; Tinamidae
Product: protein phosphatase 1 regulatory subunit 16A-like
Exons: 7
Coding region: 455-1339 (294 amino acids)
Cellular component (GO): cytoplasm
Molecular function (GO): protein binding; phosphatase regulator activity; enzyme inhibitor activity
Source: RefSeq, a predicted model, not a curated record
UUCUGCAGGCACCUCUGGAGCUGCUUCCCGGCCUCCCUUCCCACUCCACUGGAAUUGGCUGCUCUUCCCUGUGCCUCUCCGGAGCCGCUUCCCGGCCUCCCUCCCUGCUCCUCCGACACCGGGAUCAGGAUAUACUCUUCUGCAGACACCUCCGGAGCCACUUCCCGGUCUCCCUUCCCACUCCUCCGACAUUGGCUGCUCUUCCAUAGGUGCCUCCAGAGCCUCUUCCCGGCCUCCCUUCCCGCUCCUCUGACACCGGGAUCGGGAUACUCUUCCGCAGGCGCCUCCAGAUCCGCUUCCUGACCUCCCUUCCCGCUCCUCCAGCACUGGGAUCAGGCUGCCCUUCCCCACACACCUCCGGAGCCGCUUCCUGGCUUCCUCCCUUCCCGGGAGCAUGGGCGGCGGGUGAUGUCCGCGCGCGCCGGCCGCCGGGAACGCCGCCCGCUCCGGCUCCAUGGCGGAGCACGCGGAGCUGCUGGCGGAGCUGCCGGCGCUCUCCCGCCUCGGCGCUCCGGAGCGCCUCCGGCAGGCGCAGCGCCGCCGCGCCCAGCAGCUCAAGCGCUGGGCGCAGCUGGAAAAGGAGCCCCGGGAAGCGCGGCCGGAAAAACGCCGGAAAAGCGGGAAUGCCGACAAGCGGGUGACGUUCCCGGACGGCGUCCGGCUGCUGGACGCAGCCGCCCGCAAUGACGUCGAGGAAGUCCGCCACUUCCUGCAGAGCGGCGUCGACCCCGACCUGGCCAACGACGACGGCCUCACGGCGCUGCACCAGCUGCACGUGGCCGCGGCGCACGGCUACGCCGAGGCCGCCGAGCUGCUCCUGGAGCACCGCGCCAGCCCCGGCGCCAGGGACGAGGACGGCUGGGAGCCCCUGCACGCCGCCGCCUGUUGGGGACACGUGCAGCUGGUGGAGCUGCUGGUGGCCCACGGCGCCGACCUCGACGCCAAGUCGCUGCUGGAUGAGACGCCGCUGGACGUGUGCGGGGACGAGGAGGUGCGGGCCAAGCUGCUGGAGCUCAAGCAGCAGCGCGAGGCCGUCAUGAGGGCGCACGAGAGGCACAAGUCGCCGCUGCAGCGUCGCACGUCGAGCGCCGGCAGCCGCGGGAAGGUGGCCCGCAGGGGCAGCGGCAGCCACCGCUACCGGCGCGAGCAGCGGCGCGAGGCCCUGGUGUGGCAGCGCCGCGACAAUGACAAUGACAAUGACAAUGACAACGACAAUGACGACGGCGACGGGGACAGCGAGCGGCCCCCCGACGGCCCGCGCCCGCCCCCGCUGCUGCGGCUCACGGCGCCCGCCGAGGACGCGCCGGGUGACAAGCGCCGCUGCUGCCAGCUCAUGUGA